This is a messenger RNA of Agrilus planipennis (emerald ash borer), 2208 nucleotides long. It is a transcript of the gene phr6-4, whose product is annotated as cryptochrome-1-like. Lineage: Eukaryota; Metazoa; Arthropoda; Insecta; Coleoptera; Buprestidae. The record is from RefSeq and is a predicted model, not a curated record. The coding region runs from base 459 to 2087 and encodes 542 amino acids. Gene Ontology annotation, molecular function: DNA binding; FAD binding. Gene Ontology annotation, cellular component: nucleus; cytoplasm. The transcript has a single exon. Gene Ontology annotation, biological process: circadian regulation of gene expression; negative regulation of DNA-templated transcription; entrainment of circadian clock by photoperiod.
AUGACUAUGAUAGUGAUAUAACCUCGUUUGUCAGUUUGUUGCUAUUGUCAACAUAAACCGAUAUAAAGUAAUUAAUCUAUAAUAAAAAACUCUAAAACAGAGUGCUUCGCCUAAAAGUUAUGUAAUAAAGAACAAUGUUAAUAGUAAAUGUUAAUGAAUUCAUAAAUAAAGUGUUACAUGAGAUCAAGUAUAGUAAAAUGUUAUAGUCUGUUGAUUUCCAAAGCUUUAUGAAACAGUUAAACCGAAUAAAAAUAUUAUUCCGUUCCACCCUCACAAUAAUAUAAAUUAAAAUAACAUCUAUAAAUACAUUUUUUAAUAAAAAGUGCCCAUGAAAGUGAAAUAGGAUAAGAUGUAACUGCAACUGCUGCUAAACAUAAUUUUACGUUGCUUUAAAGACACACAAGUUAAAGACACUUAGCAUUUAAAUUUUACUGGUGAUGUUUUGAACCGAAGGAUAAAUGACUGGUACUAUCAAGCACCCCUCAAAUCAGUCACCUAAAAAACCUGUAAAGCAUAUGGUGCACUGGUUUCGAAAAGGCUUAAGACUCCAUGAUAAUCCUGCUUUGAGAGAAGGUCUACGUGAUGCAACCACUUUUCGUUGUGUUUUUGUCCUGGAUCCAUGGUUUGCUGGAUCAUCCAAUGUUGGAAUCAAUAAAUGGAGAUUCCUUCUUCAGUGUCUUGAAGACUUGGACAGUAGCUUGAAGAAAUUGAAUUCGCGACUUUUUGUUAUAAGAGGACAGCCUGCAGAUGCAUUACCGAAGCUUUUUAAGGAAUGGGGCAUAAAUGCUUUAACUUUUGAGGAAGAUCCAGAACCAUUCGGACGUGUAAGAGAUCACAACAUAUCAGCUCUUUGCAAAGAAAUGGGCAUUACAGUCAUCCAAAAGACAUCCCACACAUUAUAUAAUUUGGACGCUAUUAUUUCACGUAAUGGAGGCAGAGCCCCAUUCACAUAUCAUCAGUUCCAAACAGUAAUUGCUGGAAUGGAUCCACCCCCUACAGCAGAAGCUGCAGUUACUGAUAAAACACUUAAUGGAGCUGUAACACCUGUUAAUGAGGAUCAUGAUGACAGAUUUGGUGUGCCCACUCUUGAUGAACUAGGCUUUGACACUGAAGGAUUGCUUCCUCCAGUUUGGCAAGGCGGCGAAACAGAGGCUCUGGCAAGAUUGGAAAGGCAUUUAGAACGUAAGGCUUGGGUGGCUUCUUUUGGCCGACCUAAAAUGACUCCUCAGUCACUUUUAGCUUCACAGACAGGCUUAUCCCCGUAUCUACGAUUUGGUUGUUUGUCAACAAGACUGUUCUACUAUCAGCUGACUGAUUUGUACAAAAAAAUUAAGAAAGCCUUUCCCCCUCUUUCACUUCAUGGGCAAUUAUUAUGGAGAGAAUUCUUCUAUUGUGCAGCUACAAAGAAUCCAAACUUUGAUAAGAUGGUUGGUAAUCCAAUUUGCGUACAAAUUCCAUGGGAUAAGAAUCCUGAGGCCCUUGCUAAAUGGGCAAAUGGUCAAACUGGAUUUCCUUGGAUAGAUGCUAUCAUGACUCAAUUACGUGAAGAGGGCUGGAUUCACCAUCUGGCUAGGCAUGCUGCAGCAUGUUUCUUAACAAGAGGAGACCUGUGGAUAUCAUGGGAAGAAGGGAUGAAGGUAUUUGAAGAGCUGUUGCUUGAUGCAGACUGGUCAGUCAAUGCUGGAAUGUGGAUGUGGUUAUCCUGUUCAAGUUUCUUUCAGCAAUUCUUUCAUUGCUAUUGCCCCGUUAAAUUCGGGCGUAAGGCAGAUCCAAAUGGCGAUUAUAUCAGAAAAUAUCUCCCAGUAUUGAAAAACAUGCCUACACAAUACAUCCAUGAACCCUGGAACGCAUCUGAUGCUGUCCAGAAAGCUGCUAAAUGUAUCAUUGGAAAAGAUUAUCCCUUGCCUAUAGUAAACCAUACUUUGGCUAGUAAAAUAAAUAUGGAACGUAUGAAACAAGUCUAUCAACAGUUAUCAAAAUAUCGCAGUUUUGAUACUCAGAAAUUGAAUUGCAUUUCUUCUUCAAAAUUAAAAGACUACCAGCCCAGUGUUGUCACCGUUGGGAAUCUCAAAAACUUACAAAUUUAAGGAUUUUACUCAAAAAACAUAAUCCUAAUUCCUUAUAAAAACUAUAUUCUUGAUUUAUUUUAUAUAAGACGGUUUUAUCAAUACAAUUAGUUUUUGUACAAAAUACAUAUGUACAUCUUUU